GUGGUGACUGCAACCGUCCAUUCUCAGGGAGGGAGGUGUUCAUAUAUAACAUCUGGAGUCUCUGCGUGCAUGUGUGCAUUCGGAGAAGUCCAUGACACAUCAAACCUCCCAACAUCAAUACCCCCUUGCAGAACAACAAAAACAACUUCUCCAUCCUAAAGUCCAACAUCAACAAAACCAACACAAUGGCAACCGUCAACACCACACCCCUAAGGAUCGCCAUCGCCUGCGACGAAGCCGGCCACGACUACAAAGAAGCCGUCAAGGAGGCCCUUGAAAACCACCCGCUCGUGGAAUCCGUCACAGACGUCGGCGUCGACUCGCCGGCUGACAAAACCGCCUACCCCCAUCCCGCCGUCCACGCAUCUCUGCUCGUCCGCGCCGGCCAAGUGGACCGCGCGCUAUUGAUCUGCGGGACCGGGAUGGGCGUCGCCAUCUCCGCGAACAAGGUCCCCGGCAUCCGGGCGGUGUCCGCGCAUGACCCGUUCAGCGUGGAGCGGUCGGUGCUCAGCAACAAUGCGCAGGUUCUGUGCUUUGGGCAGAGGGUGAUCGGGGUGGAGUUGGCGAAGAAGUUGGCGUCGGAGUGGGUGCAGCAUCGGUUCGAUCCGAAGAGUGCCAGUGCGCAGAAGAUUGAGACGAUCCAUAAUUAUGAGAGGGAUUUGGUGGGGGUUGCGGCGUCAUAGAAUUGUUAUAUCAUACUGUAAUCAUAUCAUACUGUAAUGAAGAGGGAAGAAAGCGAUCUCCCUUGAAGUUGUCACCAGAGCUGAAUAGUCCGCGAGGCUGACCAUGUAAGAGAAUUGGCUACCACAACCGUAACAGCAAAAGAUCAAGACAUAACCAGGAAUAGACGUAAUGCAACGUGCGAAUAAGCCAGACACUGUAAGAAAAAACACCUUACAGCCAAGUAGAAAGUAGAAAAUAGAAAAACAUAAGCCCAACGCGGGGGUCGAACCCGCAACCUUGAGAUUAAGAGUCUCACGCUCUGCCGAUUGAGCUAGCCAGGC
Aspergillus candidus is the source of this 1004-nucleotide messenger RNA. Its product is annotated as RpiB/LacA/LacB family sugar-phosphate isomerase. Gene Ontology annotation, biological process: carbohydrate metabolic process. The record is from RefSeq and is a predicted model, not a curated record. Bases 186 to 683 code for a protein of 165 amino acids. Gene Ontology annotation, molecular function: isomerase activity. The transcript has a single exon. Gene Ontology annotation, cellular component: intracellular anatomical structure. Lineage: Eukaryota; Fungi; Ascomycota; Eurotiomycetes; Eurotiales; Aspergillaceae.